Vicugna pacos (alpaca) is the source of this 957-nucleotide messenger RNA. Lineage: Eukaryota; Metazoa; Chordata; Mammalia; Artiodactyla; Camelidae. The record is from RefSeq and is a predicted model, not a curated record.
GAUGCUAUUGUCGCUGUGACGGGGGAUGGAGUUAACGACUCUCCGGCUCUAAAGAAGGCAGACAUUGGGAUUGCCAUGGGGAUCGCAGGUUCUGAUGCAGCCAAAAAUGCAGCCGACACGGUCUUGCUGGAUGACAACUUCGCGUCCAUAGUCACAGGGGUGGAGGAAGGCCGCCUGAUCUUUGACAACCUGAAGAAGACUAUCGCGUACACCCUGACCAAGAACAUCGCUGAGCUCUGCCCCUUUCUUAUCUACAUCAUCGCCAGCCUGCCCCUGCCCAUUGGCACCAUUACUAUGUUGUUCAUCGACCUGGGCACAGAUAUGGUAAGUAGCAGGAAAGGCAGCAGGCUCUGAUAACUUCCCCGGGGUGUCAGCCUCAGAGUUUUUACCUUCAGGGGCAAGAGGUGGACUAAAUCGUGCUUCUCAAACCUCAGCGUGAGGGGGCCUGAAGUUCUGAAUUUCUAACAAGCUCUAAAGUGACACCGAUCUGCUGGUCCCCAACCACACUUCAAAGCAAAGGGCUAGAGAGAUGUGUCAAAUGUUUGGAAAUUAAAACCACUUCACUGUACAUACGAACUUUUCAAGGUGUGAAUUCUUCACCUUUCAAAAAAAUGCCAUUGGUCAGUUGCAGCUCAUGUGCCUCCCUUUUCUUUUAAGAAGAUGCAGCUCUCAUCAGAACAGCCCUGUGCCACUGGGGAUCCAGCGGCUAAGUAAUAACCCACAACUGCCCCUUGUUAAGGAAUCAUCUGUCUGGAAGCCCCUCUCUAAGUGCAGUAAGAAGUGGUGGUCAUUCGCACUGUGUGGCCUCACGUUGACCUGCAGUAACGUCCUCUAGUGCGAAUCCACUUAAGAAUGCUUUGUGCAUUCGUUCUUAAGGGUCUGGCUGACACGGGCGGCAGGGAGCCAGUGGAGCCCCCUUCUCAUUCCUACAACACCCAGGCAACCACCGCACUACAG